Messenger RNA from Silurus meridionalis, 1922 nucleotides. It is a transcript of the gene efcab14, whose product is annotated as EF-hand calcium binding domain 14. The record is from RefSeq and is a predicted model, not a curated record. Lineage: Eukaryota; Metazoa; Chordata; Actinopteri; Siluriformes; Siluridae. Bases 481 to 1557 code for a protein of 358 amino acids. The transcript is spliced from 8 exons.
UAUUGAGACGCCGGAACCGAACAGGGGACGAUUUAUUGUCUUGUUUAUUAAUCAUUAUUGCUUUUUUUGGGAGGAUAGUCGGUAAGAAUAAUGACAGAGAUGUCCAAGUAAACCUGUUUUGAGGGACACGGGAAAAGGGGUGCGUCAGAAAUCGUUAAGCUGGUGUAUAAUGGGGCUAGCUGAGUUAGCGGCUAAUAAGCAGUCAUAACGGACACGGUGAGCAACUGAGACUGGUUAUUACGCGUUAUAACGUGAAUAACUUCGGCGCGCGUGUGUGUAUAUGUGUGUGCUGGGGUGUUAACUCGGCUAGCUAGCCCAGUUCAGGUGAACGUCAAAUCAAGCCUGCCUGCGCGUGCGUGCUUGCUUGCGCGCACGCGCACUCUCGCUCGCUCCCGCGUCCGCGCGUCCACCCUGGAGAAGACGCUGGACCUGGUGGGCCUGAAGACGGGCUCAGGGCCGCUGCUCACCCCGCAGAAGAAGAUGAAAAAGCGCAAGGAGCUAAACGCGCUGAUCGGGCUCGGGGACGGCAAGCGCAAGAAGCCGAAGAAGAAGAGCUCCGGACACCGGCUGCUGCUGCGUGGAGAUGCCGGAGACACGGAGACCGAGAGCGGAUCCAGCUCCGUGGAUGAGGACGAAGAGGAGUUCCGCAGCCUGAGCCUCAGUCCGGGGGCUUUCCGCAAGGGUUCGGCUCAGUGCUGCUCAGUGUGCUACCCGCUGUGCGUGUUCAUCGUCCUGGCCGCGUGCCUCAUGGCGUGCGCCGGACUCAUAUGGAUGCAGAUUGCGCUUAAAGAAGAUUUGGAUUCGCUGAAGGAGAAACUGCGCACCAUGGAAGCGAGUCAGAAGGCGUCUUCCCACGAAGUCCCGAAGCUGAGCGAGGACCUGAAAGCCGCCCAGAGGACGCUGGAGGACGUUGAAAGCGGAGACAAGGGCUUCAACAAAUUAUGGGCCAAUCUUACAGAUAUUAACCGAAAGAUAAGCACACUGGACUCUGCUGUGAACCAUCUGAAGGCGAACAUCAAAUCGGCCUCUGAUUUAAUUACUCUCCCAACAACCGUCGAGGAGCUCCAGAAGAGCGUCGCCACGAUAGGAAGCACCCUCACCAGCGUUCAACACGACGUCAAGAUGAUCCAGAAUUAUAUCGAGGACCAGAAGAAGGAAGCAAGCAAACCGAAAAGUGAAACGGACCCUUCACUGACGGUGGCUUUAGAUGACAACAGCAGGAGCGUGAAUGAAGGAACAGCAACAGCUGGCAGCAGCUCCACAACGUCCUUGAGUCUCGUCAACUCUCGCCAUCGGCGCUUUCUCGCUAAAAACCUCUCCAGCUGGGAGAAGGAAGCCCCGCCGAAGACCCUCACAUUCCCUGGAGUCGAAUGUGCUGAAGAUUUGGAGAAGCUCCUGCGCGCUCGGCUGGAGGACCCCUCCGAAGGCGCGACGUACGAGGAUCUGAGGAAGAUCUUCGGCGCUUUCGCUCCGGAUUCCCGCCUCCUCGAGAAAUACGACGUAGAUCAGGACCACAGGUACACGCUGGAAGAGCUCCGGGCCGCAGCUUCGCUCUGAGGAAUCGUGUGGUGGCGUGAAGAACGUUAAGACUGAGCCGUUAACGAACAGCAGGAGGACCAUGCUCUGCCCUCAGGGUGUGGACUGUUCUAGAACCUGACGCCUGCUCUAAAUAUAUUUAAUGUUUUUUUUUUUUCCAUUCCUGUACACCAGUAUUGGAGAGGUUUAAACCCUGCAGAGAAGCACAUCGGCGUCCUUCAGUUUACCGCCGUCUUUUAAACCGUCUACAGCGCUGAAGAAGAGAAGAUUUUACUAAACUCCUCAAUCAGGACACGUACAUUAGACAUCCAGGAUGAUUGAUACAUAGGUUCAAAAUUCCACAUUCUAGAUUUACCUUGUUUAUAAAUGUGUUCUUGUUUUUCCCC